Messenger RNA from Harpegnathos saltator (Jerdon's jumping ant), 1801 nucleotides. It is a transcript of the gene RagA-B, whose product is annotated as Ras-related GTP binding A/B. Gene Ontology annotation, biological process: positive regulation of TORC1 signaling; negative regulation of autophagy; cellular response to starvation. The record is from RefSeq and is a predicted model, not a curated record. The coding region runs from base 416 to 1336 and encodes 306 amino acids. Gene Ontology annotation, cellular component: lysosome; nucleus; Gtr1-Gtr2 GTPase complex. The transcript has 7 exons. Lineage: Eukaryota; Metazoa; Arthropoda; Insecta; Hymenoptera; Formicidae. Gene Ontology annotation, molecular function: GTP binding; GTPase activity.
AAUAUUAAGGACUCGUUAAUUAGAAUUGACAAACGCGCUAGAUCAAUUCCUAUGGAAUAACCAGCCAGUUAAAUUUGCCACAGUUGGUAGAAGCGGGCAUAUCCUGUAAAUGUAUUCAUCUGCACGUAAACAUCAUUUGCUUUUACGUUAAUUAUUAAAAAAAGUUUGUGUCAAAGAUUCUAUAUUGGAGUACGAAACACAGUUAUUAUUGCUAAAACGAAGAGAAAGCAAACGCUUAAAGAAAUUAAUCGACAAGCUGAGAUUAAUUCUGUGACAAACGAUCGUAGCGAGUUGAGAGUAUUGUGCGCGACCCUUGCUCUGGGGCGGAACAGCUGAUAAGUCAGGCACAGUGAAAGCAGACUCUGUUGAAAUAUUUUUUAUUGAGUACUAUUGGAAAAAGCAUUAUUUAUUCAAGAUGAAGAAAAAGGUUUUGUUAAUGGGGAAAAGUGGUUCGGGUAAGACAAGUAUGCGUAGCAUCAUAUUUGCAAACUAUAUUGCCCGUGACACUCAUCGUCUAGGAGCAACAAUUGAUGUGGAGCAUUCCCAUGUUCGUUUUCUUGGCAAUCUGGUGUUAAAUUUAUGGGACUGCGGAGGCCAAGAAGCGUUUAUGGAGAAUUAUUUUGCGUCACAGCGGGACAACAUAUUCAGGAAUGUAGAGGUGUUAAUUUAUGUCUUUGAUGUGGAAUCAAGGGAAUUGGACAAGGACAUGCAUUAUUAUCAAAGCUGUUUGGAGGCGAUAUUGCAAAAUAGUCCAGAAGCAAAGAUAUUUUGUCUUGUUCAUAAAAUGGACCUUGUACAAGAAGACCAACGCGAUUUUAUAUUUAGAGAGAGAGAGGAAGAUUUGAAAAGACUGAGUUUGCCACUAGAAUGUACUUGCUUCAGAACUAGUAUAUGGGAUGAAACAUUAUACAGGGCAUGGUCUUCCAUUGUAUAUAUGUUGAUUCCCAAUGUGAAGGAACUUGAACAAAGCCUGAACCAAUUCGCCAACAUUAUCGAUGCUGAUGAAGUUCUUUUGUUUGAGAGGGCAACUUUUUUGGUAAUAAGCCAUUGUCAACGGCAAUUUCACAGGGAUGUUCACCGUUUUGAGAAGGUUUCUAAUAUAAUAAAGCAAUUCAAACUGAGUUGCAGUAAGUUAGCGGCGCAGUUUCAGAGUAUGGAAGUUAGAAACACCAAUUUCGCGGCCUUUAUCGACAUAUUUACCUCGAACACGUACGUCAUGGUUAUCAUGUCCGACCCGACUAUACCAUCCGCGGCGACGUUGAUUAAUAUACGCAAUGCCCGAAAGCACUUUGAAAAGUUGGAACGUGCCAGUCAAAGUUCAGCAUUGAGCAGAUAGAAGUCGGCGCGACCCAGGCGCCUCGUCACCCGGGUCCAACCUGUUAAUAACUGUUGAAUUUACCACAAACGGAAGCUCUAUACCCCGCGUCGUUGAAAUGAUGAUGACAACGAGGGUGUGAUCUUUCGUUGACGAAACUGGGUCACAAAGUAACUUUUAAUACACGGCUUUCAGCGUGAGCGUUUAUGACAACCUAACUGUAUGACAUCUGGAAAGGAAGACUAUCGAUAUCUGACGUUGUUUAUUAGAACCGUAAUAAUGCAAAAAGCGUUCGUAUUAUAUGUAUAUAUGCAUGUUGCGUGAUCAUAAUGCAUUUGUAAUUUAUCGAUGUGUACAAUGACUGCGUAUACGUGACUGGUAUUGUUCCAUGCUGUAUUCUGACUUGCUCGUGAUGCGACUCCUUGAUGGCGGCAACACUCAACUGAUGUUAGACGUAAAGAAAUUAAUAAAUAAACAAUUUCUCGA